Molecule: messenger RNA, 1506 nt
Organism: Mytilus trossulus (common blue mussel)
Lineage: Eukaryota; Metazoa; Mollusca; Bivalvia; Mytilida; Mytilidae
Exons: 1
Coding region: 1-1506 (501 amino acids)
Molecular function (GO): protein binding
Source: RefSeq, a predicted model, not a curated record
AUGUUUGUAAACACAAGAGCUGCCAAGCAUGUUCUGCAAUCUCUACAGGAGAAUAGUUGCGUAACCGUAGUUGCUAGUUCUGGUGUAGGAAAGACUGCCAUCAUCCAACAUGUGGCUUUAGAAAUGUAUGUAAUUGGAUACGAUAUACUUCUAGUGACAGAUCCAGGUGACAUUGUAAAAUUUUAUAAUCCAAACAAGAAAACCUUGUUUGUUAUUGAUAAUUUAUGUGGGAACUUCUCUUUAGACCAGAUUGAUAUCAAAAUAUGGGAGCCAGUGGUCAGUCGCAUAGAGGAGUGUCUUGAAGAUAAAAAUACAAAAAUUAUUGCAGCAUGUAGAUUGCAAGUGUAUCUAGAUGAUAAGUUUGACACAUUAUCAAUUUUUAAAUUAUGUGUUUGUAAUUUGUUGUCAGAAACCAUACGCUUGUUAAUACCUGAAAAACAAUCAAUUGCUGAGGUAUAUCUCAAAACUAAAGCUUAUCAAGUUACAGAUUAUUAUGACUUGUAUGAUUGCUUUCCACUUUUAUGCCAAUUAUACAAUGAAAAUCCCACACUUGAUUUAAAGGAUUUAUUUCAGAAUCCUUUUUCCGUUUAUGAAGCACAGGUUGACGAGCUGCAAAAGAAAGGAAUUCAUGCUAAAUAUUGUGCCUUGGCUUUAUGUGUUGUAUUCAAUAAUAAAGUGAACGAAGACAUAUUGACAUUAGAGAUUGGUGAAGAAACCAGAAACAUAAUUGAAAAUACGUGUGAGGCGUGUAAACUUGAUAGAGGGACAUCAAGGCUCCUUUUGAAAGACGAAAUGGAUUCUCUUUUAAAUACAUUUUUACAGAAACAAGACACAACAUUUGGUUACCUGGAAAACCAAAUUUUCUACACAACUAUGCAUGAUAAAGUAUUUCACAUUCUUGUUAAAUACUUUGGACAGAAAUUAUUCGAUUGCUUGAUCAAGAAUGCUGACAGCGGUUUGAUUCGGGAGAGAUUUUUACUGGACAGGAACGAUGACAUGGAUCAGUUUAUCUCUAUUGUGCCCUCUAAGUAUCAUCAAGUGUACAUGCAGAGAAUGAUUGACGACUGGUCAAAAGGAAAAUUACAAGAUGUAUUUCAUAAUAACAAUAUGAAAUCAUAUCAGUUCAGACAGAGAUUCUUGAGUUAUUUGAAUAAAUAUGACAUAUCUUUUCAGAGGAAAUUAGUUCACACCGUUGAUCUGAAUUACAAUAAGUAUAAUUUUGUAGGGAAUAAGGGAUAUGAUAAAGACGUUAUUUGUGACACUGUCAUGUUACAGUGUUGUUUUAUAGGAGACAUUCCGAUGAUCCAGUUUUGUCUCGGUCAUGAUGCUAGUAUGGACCAAUGUGGGUAUCGUGGUCAGUUCCCCUUAAUGAUUGCUUGUAGAUAUCGUCAUACAGAAGUAGUCAGAAUGUUGUUAAACAAGGGAGCAAAUUAUAAUAAAUGUGAUAAUCAAGGUUGGUCCCCUGUUCUGAUAGCUUGUGCGCACGGUGAUAUAAAGACAUUUUGA